Molecule: messenger RNA, 1482 nt
Organism: Fusarium keratoplasticum
Lineage: Eukaryota; Fungi; Ascomycota; Sordariomycetes; Hypocreales; Nectriaceae
Product: Aldehyde dehydrogenase
Exons: 3
Coding region: 1-1482 (493 amino acids)
Molecular function (GO): aldehyde dehydrogenase (NAD+) activity
Source: RefSeq, a predicted model, not a curated record
AUGGCUCCCCUGACUGUCAAGCUCGAAACCCCGGUCACCGGGCCAUACGACCAACCCAUUGGCCUGUUCAUCGAUGGCGAAUGGGUCGAGAGUGUCGACAAGAAGAAGUUCGAAGUCAUUAACCCCUCGAACGAACAAGUCAUCACUUCCGUCUACGAAGGAACCGAAAAGGAUGUCGAUCUCGCCGUAGCAGCUGCUCGAAAGGCAUUCGAAACAACAUGGAAGGACACGACGCCCGGUGAGAGGGCUCACCUUUUGUACAAGCUGGCCGACCUAGCCGAGAAGAACAAGGAGCUGCUCGCCGCUGUUGAAUCGCUUGAUAAUGGCAAGUCGAUCAACAACGCCCGCGGUGACGUGGACGCUGUUAUCGGUUGUCUGAGAUACUACGGCGGUUGGGCUGACAAGAUCGAGGGUAAAACCAUUGACAUUGCCCCUGAUAUGUUUCACUAUACACGAUCCGAGCCUAUUGGCGUUUGUGGACAGAUUAUCCCUUGGAACUUUCCUCUUCUUAUGCUGUCCUGGAAGAUUGGUCCUGCCCUGGCAACUGGCAAUACCAUCGUGAUGAAGACUGCCGAGCAAACUCCCUUGUCUGGACUAGUCUUUACGGAAUUCAUCAAGGAAGCCGGGUUCCCCCCAGGUGUUUUCAACCUGGUGAACGGUCUCGGUAGAGUUGCCGGCGCAGCCAUUUCGUCUCACAUGGAUAUCGACAAGGUCGCCUUCACCGGAUCAACCCUGGUUGGUCGCCAGAUCAUGAAGGCGGCCGCCGACUCCAACCUGAAGAAGGUGACUCUUGAGCUGGGCGGCAAGUCGCCCAACAUCGUCUUCAACGAUGCCAACAUCGAAGAUGCCGUCGAAUGGGUCAACUUUGGAAUCUAUUUCAACCACGGCCAAAUCUGCUGCGCCGGCAGCCGAAUUCUGGUGCAAGAAGGUAUUUACGACAAGUUUAUCGAGGCGUUCAAGAAGCGGGCAGAGGAGAACAAGGUCGGAGACCCAUUCCAUGAGGAAACUUUCCAGGGCCCUCUCGUCAGCGGUCUGCAAUAUGAGCGUGUCAUGAGCUAUAUCGAUACUGGCAAGGCAGAAGGCGCCACGGUUCUCACAGGGGGUGGCCGUCACGGAGAUAAGGGCUACUUUAUUGAGCCAACAAUCUUCACCGACGUUCGACCCGACAUGAAGAUCAUGAGAGAAGAAAUUUUUGGCCCCGUUUGCGCUAUUGCAAAGUUCAAGGACGAGGAGGAGGCUCUGAAGCUCGCCCACGAUACCCAAUAUGGCCUCGCCGCCGCCGUUCACACCCAGAGCCUGAGCACCGCCAUCCGGUUCUCCAACUCUCUGGACGCUGGCACCAUCUGGGUCAACUGUUACAAUCUCCUUCAUCAUGCAGUCCCAUUCGGUGGUUACCAUGAAUCUGGAAUCGGCCGGGAACUUGGAGAGGCUGCGCUCGCCAACUACACACAGAGCAAGUCUGUUGCUAUUCGGCUGUCAUGA